This is a messenger RNA of Lethenteron reissneri (Far Eastern brook lamprey), 8721 nucleotides long. It is a transcript of the gene CNST, whose product is annotated as consortin, connexin sorting protein. Gene Ontology annotation, biological process: positive regulation of Golgi to plasma membrane protein transport. Lineage: Eukaryota; Metazoa; Chordata; Hyperoartia; Petromyzontiformes; Petromyzontidae. The record is from RefSeq and is a predicted model, not a curated record. Gene Ontology annotation, molecular function: connexin binding. Gene Ontology annotation, cellular component: plasma membrane; trans-Golgi network; transport vesicle.
UUUGAUUUUAUUUAAUUUUAAACAAAACACGAUUUUAUUUGAGAGUGCUUUGCUGUGUCGUGCUGUGCAUCAAGGGGGGUGGGGCGAGGCACAAAUAAUCAAACCUUGCGGUUUCAUCAUAAAUUCCAGUGCUGAGAUCUUCACAAAAUUCCUUUGAAAUGCCCAUUCAAAGAACCUUCAUCAAAUGGAGUCAGCCUUUUUAUUUCAACCUCCUUGGACACUAUGCCGAAUGGUCAGCAUUUUGCUGUAUUUAACAGAACUUUCAAAAUGAAAUUUUGCCACUGUGUACUGGAGGUGUGAGUUAUACUCAUUACCCUCCUGAAACUUAUUUUCUGGAUUUAAAAUGCUAAUGAUUUUGUUUUUCAACUCAUUGAUUUGAACAUAUUACAGGCAAUUGCAAAGCCAAAUAAAAUUUUGUAAAUCUAAAAUAUGCUAUAUAUUUAUUUGUUGAAAUAUUUCGCUGAUUUUAUUAUCCCAUAAUUGAAUUGAGACAAAAAUAGUAAAAAUAUUAUAUAACUCUGACUUUGUAAGCUGUUAUUGAACAAGCUACUUUACUAAAAUAGCUAGAAAAUAAAGUUUGAAAUGGAAGCCCAAGACAAGAAAAAUGUGGAAUCCAAAAUUAAGUCAUCAAAGGGCAAAAAAGGACGUUUAGAACAAAUCAAGGCUAUCCAACCUGCUGACGACAUAAAUCAGAAUGAUGUUCAGAAAAGCGUCCUGUCUGUGGAAGCACCUGUUGGUACGGAGGACUCUGGCAUGGCUUUAAAGGCCUCCCAGUAUCAGGUCGAUGUAAAAAGAGGACCUGACGACCUCCUUAACAACAACAGUAGCAGCACCAUGAGCUUUCCAAUCGACAGUGUGGUGCUUGGGUUUGAUGCCGUAGAAGAUGAUGGCAGUGAUAGCAUGAAGAUGGAGGAUGAGGAGGAAGAGUCUGGGUUGGCCAGCAUUAGUGCCAGCAGCCACAGCCUGGCAAGCAUUUGUAGCAGCGCAGACGUGGAGGCCCUGCUUGCGGAGGCGGCCAGCGAGUGCUCGCCUGAAGCUCCUGCAAGCGACGCCACGUCUCGUGCGAACGGUGACCCUGUCGCUGGUGGCGAUGGUGCUACUACCUCCGUUGGGCCAGUGGCUGCGAGCGCUGAUCUCUCAGGCGCAGCAGUAGCUGGUGGACAACCAAGGCUCGACAACAAAGACUUAAGUUCCAGUGGAAAGGCCCAGCGUGAUGAUAAAGUAGACGGCAAUGUGGAGGCGGCGGCCACGCAUCGAGGAAGUGAGAUGGAGGGGUGUGGGGUGUCGGCACAGGAGGACACAGGCGGCGCCCUGCAGUGUUUGCUCACUGGACUGAGAGGGGUGACGCAGUCUGCUGCCGACAAUUUUGCUCUUCCGCAACGCGUCCACCAGAUCGCUGAAGUUUAUGCCCAGAAGCAAGAGUACGACGAGGCCAUUCGAUUCAUUGAGGCGGAACGUCUGUGGCUGCAGCGUGCGCUGCAAGGGCUGACCACCACGCUCCAAUGCUGGGAGGAUGCAAGGAAGGAGCUGGGAGAGGCAGCUCGGAGAAGUGGUGCGGGUGGAGCACCUGGCAGCUCUCUCCCGACUCUGCCGGAGAACGAAUUUGAGGGACUUCUUGCUGCGUGUCGAUCUCAUCGCCGAAUUCACAAUGCUGCAGAUACAAAGCAGGAAGAGACAUCUGGAGAAGCGUUGGAGGGAGUCGUGAGUUUGGAAACUGCCACCCAGUCCGCUGCCACGCAGUCCGCUGCCACCAUGGCCACCCAAGUGAGCGCAGACGCAACAAAAUCAAUAUCUUCGCCGUCUUCACCACCACAGCUGCUGGACGACAGCCCUCCUGGGUCUCUCCAGGAUGCAAUGGAGAGACCGGCUGUAACGGAGCCCAUUAACGGAGCUUGCAAAUCGCUGGACACCGAGAGAAUUUCGACGACCACCGAAGAGCAGAGGGUAGCGGUGGCGCAAGCGGCCGAGGGGUCCACCAGCCUCGCACACGUGAAUCACGUGGCAGCGUGGGACACGGAGCUUUUGGACGCACAAACAUCACCAAAGGUUCAAGGUCCUGCCGAGGACCAGAGGCCCUUGGAGUCGACGGUGAAAUCCACGGACCUCGGGAGCGCUCUUCAUGCACCCGGGGAAGUGACUGUGUCGAGUGUGGCGGCCGGGGCAGGAGCCGCCUCACAAAAACCGCUCCGCGACGGAAGUCCGCCCGCGUGUUUGGACGUGCGGUGCGGGGAAUUCGGCCACGUGAUGAGGAUCCCACCACCCGCGUACGCGCUGCAACCGGAAGAGGCUGACGAGGCUCGUGAAGUGCCACCGGAAGCACUGGCCACCGAGCCCAGUUUCCCAUCCCCGGCGGCAUCUGGAGAUGGAAUGGUAGAGACGGCUUGCGGUCGCGGUGAGAGUAGAGGCAGCCGAGUAGCUGGGGCCACCAUCGACAGCCUCACCGGGCCAAUGACAGGUGAAGAGGAGGACCCGGAGCGAGCGGAGGAGACGAAGGAGGAGCAGGAGGAGGAUGAAGAGGAGGGCAUGGAGGCCGAGGCGACGGCUAUGUGCACAUUGGCCACGAAUGGGAUGCGCUUGCAGGAGGGAGAUGAAAUGGCGGAACUGGACGAAGAAGCCAAGAGGAUCAAGAUCGAGCAGUGGGCACGUCCGCAGAACCUCACCUCCAUUCUGAAGAAGCGUGGGAGCGAAGGCUCUGUGAAGGACGGGGCGGACCGCGGCCGCACGAGGAGGCGCGUGCGGUUCUCCUACCCGGAUAACUCCGCAAUCGAGCCAGACACAGAGGAAGGUGGCGCCAGCUGCCUGCUACUGCUGCUGCUCAUGCUGGGUACUGUGUUGGUGAGCGUCCUGGGCACGGCCUUCUACUGCCACCUGUUCGCCGACAGCGACGUGGAGCGGACGUUGGGAGAUUCGGACGCGGCGGCAACGGCCCAGGCGUGCGCCGACUUCCGCGCGCAGACCAAGGCCUACUACGGCCGCGCGACUCGCUGCCUCUCGGCCACGGCCGAAGCUCUGCAGCAUUGCCUCUCGGCUGCGUCAGGGUGGCUCUCAUCGCACCUCAACGCGACGUCGGUUUGACAAAAACAACCAAACCCUUCCCACCCCCUCACCUAAACAACUUCGCGACGAAACCCACUGUUGGUCCCGUAUGGCUGCCACCAUGGCGACUGAUUCCUGCGCGAAUGGCUCGCGUGAAGAGCUCACGCACGCGCCGCCUCUGUUUUGCAGCCUCUUGGUGAGAUUUACAGCAAGCGGGGAGCACCAGCGUCACGGAGGGAUGUCAAUGUGAACAUGUUUAAAGCGCCUCGUGUGGGAGUGGAUGUCGACAUCAAACAGAGUGCUUUGUUGGUGUGCUCCAGAAGCACUUGUAGCAAGCGUGGACAUAAAUGGAGUUUUGGACGCAAAGUGUGAGGGAGGGGUGGAUGUAGUGAACCAGCAGUUGGGGAAGAAAGAUGGUAAAUACACAUGGAACUUAUGUUUUUCAGCCGUUCAACCACAACAACAACAAGAAACAAACAUUCUGAUUACAUUUUUAUACAUGUGUAAUUGAUGUGUUUUGGAUAUGUUUUAUUUUUGUUUAUUUAAUGAUGGUGUAACUGUGCAUCGUGGUUUGGUAGGAACUGUCCUGUUCUAUAUCAGCGGUGGGGGGGGGGGGGGGGGGGAAGAGCUAUGCGUGUGCUAUAUUGUUGCAGAGAGCCUCCUGGGAGCUGGAGAAAUGCUUUACGGGAGCGAUGUUGGAACACGAGUUAAAUCGUCACGAGUUCCGCAUUCUAGAUGGGGCACCUUGGGAGUUGCCCCUGUGACUCAAUUUUUAUAUUUAAUAGUUUUGUGAACCUUAAAUUUGCACGGUGCUGUCUUGGUUCCAGAAUAAUUCUUUAGAGAAGCCACGUGCAGGCCGUGAUAGUAAUUGCAAUCAUAGAUGGAUAAUACUACAUGUAUUAAAUAUGAUCAUUUUAUUAAGUAAUUUCUGAAAGUACUAUAUUAGAUUGUGUAGUAUUUUAUUCCUAAUCGUAAAGAUCAUGAGAUAAAUAUAAUUAAGGAAUAUUAUUGUUAUCAUCAGAGAAAUACCGCUAACAAUAAGACAUUGUUGAUUGGAAUCCAGUAUGUAAACAUGACAUUUUAAUUUACAAACAGAAUAAUCAAUAACUUUCCAAUUAUAGCAUUCCUGAUUUGAACAUUCACAUCAACCUUAUGGAAUGCAGUCAGGGUGGGUGGGAUGAGAGAACUAUCCACCAAAAUUGACGUAGCCAACGAAAGUGCAAGAGUGAGACAUUUUGUACAUCCAAUUCCAUGGGCCAAAGUGGGGCUGUGUACAGGAAGGUGCGUAGUAGUGUUAGCGUCUUGUGAGGACCCACCUUAAAGUCAGCGAGGAUCGCAAAACUUUCGUUCCCACAAACCCGGGGGGGAUGGGGGGGAGGAGCGGAGGGGGGGGCGACCAUUGCAAACGCUGGAAUAGGUUUCACUGCAGCGUAGGGCUCCCUAGCUGAGCAAGCCAUCCUGCAGAGUCCCAGACGCUAAACAUUCACACAAAACUGCACGUUGGUAAAUAAUGGUAAAUAAUAUUAAAUAAUAUAAAUUAAUAUUAUCGAACCACUCCUGGAUGAAGACCUCCCUGUGCCACACAUGUCGUAGGGCGCUGUUAAUAUCACAAAUUGGGUUGGUGAAGACGGGGAGCCAUAGACGUAGCCCUUAUGGUACAGUACAAUGGGUUUUCUUGCACUGCUCUCUGCUGACACCUUAGCCGCGUAGCAGCCUACAACGUCUGUAUUUAUGCAUGGUGGUGGUCACCCGUGGGGGGUUGUUUGGCCAUACUUCACCAUGCUGGUCCGUGUGGGUUGACGAAGGGGGGCGACGCCCUGGGCUGGUUCAUAGAUCACGUGCCCCCUGAUCUUAGCUGUUGGCCAGGAAUCCCUCCUCGGGUUGCCAGCUUCGUAGCGCGGUGCGUGAACCACCGCGCCAACCAAAACAUGCACCGGUAUUGGACUUUUAAUUGAUUUAAAAUAACAACCCUUAAAGCAAGCUUGGUCAACGAUAAGUGUGACCUUAGGAAUUAUUGUGUGAUAAAAUGAAUGGAAUUUUGGGAGAUUUUGAUCGCAGUCCGUUUUAAAUUUUGAUCGAUAUAUCUUAUAUACACACACACAUACACACAAUGUGUAUACAUUUAUACACAUCCACUGUGUAUACAGAACAUAAUAGCUGCAAAUGAAAAUGUGUGUGUAUAUGUAUAUCGUAUGUAGUAGUACAAUUAAAACCGAUUAAAUUGGAAUAUUAUCUUGAGCUGCAACAAAGGAGUGCCCCAUUUCCUUGGGCAUUCCUCAGAUAUUUUUGGUUUUCUGAGCCCUCUGCAUAGUUGCUGAAAUAUAAAAACUAAAACUGAAUCAUAUUGCACACAGUUGUGGUAAUGUCCAAAACAAAUAUGUUCAUGACACAUUGACCCAUUUAGCUGCUGGGACAUUGUUCACGUUUUUAAAGAUAACUUAAGAAAUAUAUAUUACAAAAAGGACAAGCUUACACAAUCUCUUCCCGAAAAACAUUUGUUUUCUCCUUCCAUGUCAGGAACACGUUUAGGUGUCUCUAGCAGUGCUGUACUAAGCAGUAGAGUUGUAACAAUUUUGAACCGUUUCACAACCCCUGAAAUGAAUUGGAUGAAUUGUUACGAUACGGAGUCACGAUGCGAUUCUAAUUAUUAUUAUUUUUUUUACACGGCCGGUGAAUGUAGCUGCCACUAGUUGUAACAAUGGCUCCGUUACGUACAAAACGUUUCUAAAUAUAAAUUGUUACGGGCGUGAAUCGAUUAUAACGGUUGCAUCCGGUGCAUUGUCACAACCCCGGUUGAGUCACUUCUUGCCAAGUUUCAUCAGGAUGGGUCCCAUUUAAUGAUGGAUUUGGUACCGAUCACGUGGUGGAUCUGAAUAUCAAUCCAGUUAUCUGCAAGUUCACUUGAAAAACACUUCCCUACCGUGUUCAAUAAAGCUCCUUUAUUUUAAUAAUAAGAAUACAUGUUGACUGCUCGCGAGCAUCUCCAGCAAUGAUGCUUUUGCAUUGAAGUUAAUUUGAGAUAAUUAAAGCAAAUUUUAGAGUACUGUAUUUUUACAUUUUAGAUAAUGGUCCUUUGUGAAAACCAUUGACCUGAAGAAUUUAUUUUCUGCGCAAGGCAUUGUGAGUGAAAAUGUUAGGUGUUUUAGGUCUGCUUCUCCACUACCAGUAGAUCAUUAAGAAAAUGCAAACUGCUGUAUCCAUCAGCCAGCUCCUACACGAGAUCGUCAGUUUCUGUUAACGAGCAGAGCCUUUUUUUUGCACCCCCUUGAUUAUCCCAGGUUGUUAAACAUGAAAGCACGAACAGUCCUCGGUUUACGUACUCUGUUCUGCAGCUGCCUCUCAGCUACAGCCGAAUUAAGAUGCCAAUUAAGGCCACCUGAACUAGGGACAGUUUAUCUGUCGCUGAUUUUCACUUGGUGGUGGGGGGAAGCGGAGCUAUUUUUUUUCUCUGAAAAUGUGGCUUUUACUCGGCUCACUUUGUGGUGUCCAGUCAAUCUUUUAUUUUCAGAAAUGACCUUUAGGGUCGUUGAAGAGAUUAUAAAAGCACGUGCAACUAUUAAUUGUGAACAAUGGAGAUGUUUGAUCACGUACAACCAGAACCAACUUGAGUCUCGUGUGGGACAUUGAACAUCAAUCUAAAACGUAAACCCCUCAACCGGUACCGUAACACCUAAAACCAGCAAAUGUGGUAAGAUGCCUAAAAAUACACAAUUGUAAAAUAGCGUGGAGUGCGAUGUGGGGAGAAGUGUACAGUGUAAGUGUUCAGGGAUUAAUUUCUCUCCACGGUCACGGUGCUACUGGCGGAUAUAAAAAGCCCCUUCGAAAUGUAUGUUGUGCCCCAAAGGGAGGAUCGACUCCCAGGCCAUGUUUAGGCAAGACCCUUUGAUAAGCAUGUUUGUGGAUUUAUCAUUUAUGGCUUGGUGAUGCACUUCGCGUCCUUGUGCAGGUUUUUAUAUAUUUAUUUGUGUGUACCGCUUGGAUGGAUGUUUGCUAACGCUGGCCCGGUUAGAAUGUGGGCAGCUGCGGUCCAGAUACUUAAUCGUACUGCUAGACGUUGGCGACACCUUGUGGGAUUAAUCAGUGCUGCGUCCACCGCACCCUGUACUGUGGCCGUUUCACUGGAGGGUUUUGUGAACAUGUGGGUGGUAUUGUUGGUAUGGCAUUAAGCGCACAAUUAGAAGGUUGAGAGUUAAACAUCUUCGUCAGAUGGUUGAUAAAUUGAUAACCACUUUGUGGAAAGUCAAUUAAAGUAAUUUUUAUUUUUUACUAAACGUGAGCAGUGUAGAUGAAUGCCACCCAGUUGAGUACGGGACACUUUAACUGCUUGUCAGUAAAUACAUCACAUAGCAUGUCUUAUUUUACUUUUUACAAUUAGUCACUUUUUAGAUCACAUGUGUAAAAUGUUUAAAAAACUCGACACGAAUAAAUUCCCAUAUUCUAAAAUCAUAUAAUGCAUGACAUUAGUGAAUGAAUUGAGGUGCCACUCCCCUCCGUGCUUGCUAAACACAGCGCACAAAUAUUACAGCAAGAAAACGGAUCGUGGUCGCGCACGUGCAACUGCUCAUGGUUGCACCGAGGCAUUUGCCCAGAUGAACUUUGGGGGUUGUGUGUUAUUGUGAUCAGCCGUGUCGCUAGUCUCUACACUGCAACUUAAACUUAACAGGGAGCUAAGUUGCUGCACUUUGUGAGUCGUAACGUUUCCAGAUAACGCGAGUGUAUGUGGUGUGUUCACAUUGUAUUUAUUAUAAAUAUGAGCGAACGUCUUUAAAACACACGCACUCUUAUUGUACAUUACUUGCUGGAUCUUACUGCCGAACGCAUAUUGUAGUUAUUAAAAUUAAAGGACUACCCACCAUAUAGUGCAUUAGCUGAUAUAUAUAUGUUUCAGGCAAUUUGUAAUAUCUGCUUAAUUUAAUAUAUAUUUCUCAAUAUAACACUCCCUGGUGUAUAUAAAUGUAUAAAUAGGGAGUUUUGCGUGUUGCAAUGAGCAUAUAUUUAGGUAGAAAUAAUUAAUGUAAUGUACAGAGCCAAUCUAGAUGACACAACAUCAAAUGCAUAGACAUACAUUGUAGUGUAACAAAAUGUAAUUUUGCAUAGUUCCACUUGCAAUGUUGUUGCCACCUACAAAGGCGAAAUGAAAACGAUGUUUGUUUGAUUUACUCAUGGCAGUUUUAAACGAUCGCGUGGGAAUGCCACCACUGGCUUGGAGCCACCAAUAGAGAUGACGGAUGCCCUCUUGCUCACUUGAGUCGUAGACAUUUUGACUGUACGGGUUAUAUAAUAGAAAUUGACUUAAAGCAGUGUCUUGGUAAAAUGACUUACGUGCAAGUAGACGGUAUGUUUGUGUAAUGGUAAAUAAACCUGACCACGUGAUGUAUUUGAGUGAGCUUUUCACGUCACUCCCGAAUUGUCUCGUGUGAGAGUGUAUUGUGCUUUACGUGUUAUGUGUAUGUGCUUUAUGCUGCGUGUAAAGAAGCAAAUGUCUACGUUUCUGAACUUUCCAUAUGGGUUACUCACUUGCAAGCUUUUAAAUCUUAAUAUUUCCCAAUUGGUGACUUUUUUUACAUCUGUAACUCAUAUAGGAGACUAAUAUUAAGGCUGUUUUGAACUCGAUUCCCAUGAUGAUGUGUUUUUGUAAUUUUGUGUUAAAAGAUUUUUCGUAAAUAAAAGACCCUCCACCUGCAA